Molecule: messenger RNA, 2031 nt
Organism: Blastomyces gilchristii SLH14081
Lineage: Eukaryota; Fungi; Ascomycota; Eurotiomycetes; Onygenales; Ajellomycetaceae
Product: sphingolipid long chain base-responsive protein PIL1
Exons: 3
Coding region: 706-1584 (292 amino acids)
Biological process (GO): eisosome assembly; negative regulation of protein kinase activity; endocytosis
Cellular component (GO): eisosome filament; plasma membrane
Molecular function (GO): lipid binding
Source: RefSeq, a predicted model, not a curated record
GUGAGUGUGAGUAAGGUCUCUCUUCCUGUAAAUCGCGGCACCAAAACAUCAGCAAUUAACUUCAGAGCGGAACUAGGCGGUUAGAAAACAACCACAUUCCCUUCCUCUCAUUGAUCAAUCUGCAAUAGAUCCGUACAACCUACAGAGCAUAUAACGAAUUAACGCAAUUAACUCCAUGGUUAAGUAAUCCGGAUUCACCUUAGAGCGUCAUGGUACCCCAGAUGGGCAACCCAUCAGCCAUAUGACACAAUCCGUCACCACUAGAACGCAGUCCCAUAAUGCAUACCAAUUUCUUUUGCCCUCUGAAAGAUGUCCAGAACAUCAUCAGGUCUUUGUGACGUCAGCAACCAAGGCAAAUUGACCUGUGCCACCGUUCAACCAGAAGGAAACACCGAGGCGAUGGGGAUGGCAAAAAGGCAGCCAUGAAGAAGGAGAAACCUGUUGUUUUGCUCCAUUGACAAGUUAUUUCUCAAUCUCACUGGUGGUUUCCUAUGACUUUUGUGGUUAAUCCUCUAAUCCAAAAAGCAUCCGUCGCCUCAAUUGCGUUUCGUCUCCAGUACAAUCGAUACAACAUCAACAGAGGAGAAAAGGGCAGAUCUGGGGCGAAGAACACCAAAUACGUUACUCCCACCUCGCUCAUACCCGGUAUUCGAUACAAUUGAAGACACAAGCCUGCCUAUAAUAAAGUAAUAUAUCUUAAUUGAAAUGUACCGCUCACGCUCCAUUCGCAGCAGAGGCAGUCAAGUCAUGGAUCGCCCUGUCAAGCACCGCUUCAGCAUGGCCACCUUGCGUGGCACGCAGCAACCCGAGCUAUGUCGCAGGCUCUACAAGCUCAUCAAGGCCGAAAACCAUGCCAUCGGCUCGUACGAGAAUGCAGGACGGGACCGUGUCUCCAUUGCGUCGCAGCUAUCAGACUGGGGUGAAUCCACAGGCGAUAAUGCUGUUUCCGACAUUGCCGAUAAGCUGGGCGUACUACUCGCGGAAAUGGGCGAGCAGGAAGACCUGUAUGCGCAGUACCUGGAGGAUUACCGUAACGUGCUGAAGCAGAUUCGCAAUACGGAGGCUUCCGUGCACCCCGCCAGGGAAUAUAAGGCGCGUGUUGUCGAUGAUAUCCAGAAGCAGAAGUUGAAGGAUCCGAAUAGCCCCAAGUUGGUGAACUUGGAACAGGAGCUGGUCAGGGCGGAGGCACAGACUCUGGUAGCUGAGGCACAGUUGACGAAUAUUACCCGCCAAAAGCUCAAGGAAGCAUUCGACAUUCACCUGGCCGCCACCAUCGAAAGGGCAGAGAAGCAAAUCAUCCUCGCCCGCCAUGGUCGUCGACUUCUCAAUCUUCUGGACGACACCCCGCUCGUUCCCGGAGAUACCCGGGGUGCUUAUGAGCAAAUGGAUCAAGCUCGCCAGGUCCUCAAUGAUGCCGAACAGGACCUACGAGGUUGGGAGCCCAGCCUGGAGCCAAUCCAAUCCGCCGCAGCACGCAUGGGAACGAAUUUGAUGCCUGUUAGCCAUGUCAAUGGUGAAGAGGAAGAGUCUUAUCAGAAGGAGUCGGCUCCUGCGUCUUCGAUGCCGCAGCCUGUCGCUGCUUAAUGGAAGAUGUUGGGAAAGGAAUGGGCGCUUAAUGGCUCUUGGAUUUAUUGUUUCUUUUGUUUAAUCUGCAUUAUGCAUUCUUAUGUGUAGGUAAGUAUAUCCGUGUGUAUGCCGCUGAAAUUAUGAUUUGGGUAUUCAUCGUAUCAGUUCAAACCAAAAAUUGAAAGAAGGGAGGAGGGAGGGUUUUGGCGAUGAAAAUAACACCAGAAAAACAAAACCAACAAUAGUUCCUGUGACUGGUGGUAUUUUGUUGUGUCUUUUCACUGGAGUUUUGGAGAGGGAUUGCAUAUGCUAUAUUUUAUUAAUUAAACUCUCCCCAACUAAUAUGUAGUUUUAAUAGUCUGUAGUCCAGUGAUAGUUGAAAUGUUAUUCUUCACAGGAUCGUUCUGAAGUGUUCUUCUGCUCAUUUCCAUACCCAGUGGCUGCUACACAGAUCAUGAUCAUACA